Molecule: messenger RNA, 330 nt
Organism: Penicillium cataractarum
Lineage: Eukaryota; Fungi; Ascomycota; Eurotiomycetes; Eurotiales; Aspergillaceae
Exons: 2
Coding region: 1-330 (109 amino acids)
Source: RefSeq, a predicted model, not a curated record
AUGAGCGCCCAAGUCCAACAAUGUUUCAAGUACGGAGCAUGUCGACGCCACGGAUUAAGCUCAAGCUCAGAGCCUCUAAUCUCGAUGGUGUCUACCGAUGAGCUGUUUACGGGCGUGACCGAAUGUCGGAUAUGCGGUGUCAAGGUUGAAACACAGGCAGAAUAUAAGGAGUAUACUGCAAGCUUUGCGAAUGAUCCAUAUGACCGCGUAGUUAUUCCGGCUGAUGUGCUAGAAUUGGAUGUUUUUGGAUUGGAUACGCCUGAUGUGAGUGUACCUGAAGUUAUUGCUCUUGCUGCCAAUGCUCGCGGGUCUUUCGACUUUGGAAUGUAG